UCUGAAGAAAUCUCUCUCUCUCUCUCUCUCUCUCUCUCUCCAACCGCUUCAAAACUCCCAACACUGUUCGCAAUUGCCUUUUGCUUUUUCGAGAUUAAUAAUAAUAGUAAAUAAAUAGAGACUUGGCGAUUUACUCUCCUUUGUAGUUACCCUCUCUCUCUCUCUCUCUCUCUCAUCGGCGAUUUGAAGAAACCCUAGCCAUCUCGAAAUGGCGAGGCCACCUCAGGACGCGAUCGACACCUUCAUCAGCAUCACCGGCGCUUCUGAGGCCGUCGCCGUACGGAUGCUCGAGGAACAUAAUGCGGAUCUGAAUGCAGCUGUUAAUGCACACUUCAAUGAGGGAGACAGGGCUAGUGUACACACCAUCUCGCAUCCUGCCCCUCAAAAUGACUUUAUGGAUACAGACGAUGUCAUAGAUGUUGAUUCCUCUGUUCCCGCACACCCUUUGCUGUCAGCUGCUCAAAAUUUGAACCCAUUCUCACUCAUAAACUCAAGUUUUGGUCAAAGAAUUUUUGAUGGAGCUACUAGUGAUUUUUCCAACCGCAUACCCCGUGUUUCACAUCCGAGGGAGGUAAGGGAGAUUCCAAUUGAAUUCAAAGAUGGGGAUGGGAAUAGUGGGCCAAGUGCUUCUUUCCAUGGGCCUAACAUUGAAGAAGUUACUGGAAGCAUUCCCGCACAUGUUCGAGAGGUCCGUGGCAAUGUUGUCAUUGGUGACGAUGAUGAUGACCUUCCAAGUGCUCCAGGUCCAGAAGUUAUUGAGCUUGACGAUGUUCCGGGAAGACGUCCUGACCCAAAUUUUACUCCCGCAGCUAAUGUGUCUGACUACAGUAAUGAUAUAGAAGAGGAAAUGAUCAGAGCUGCCAUCGAAGCCUCCAAGCGAGAUGCUGAGGCAUCUGCAAGUUGGCAGUUUGAUAUUCCUAACGGUUCAAGUGAUACAAGACAUGACAAGGAAUCACCCGUUAUGGAGGAUGCUGAUGUUGCACAUGCUGUUUCUUUGUCCCUGAAGAGCGCAGAACAGGAAAAGGCUCUCCGUGCAGUGGGAUUGCAGGUUGGAGAGCAAUCUUCUGAUCCUCUGGGCAUGGAAUUGGAAGAUGGGGGGAAAGUGUCUACUGCAAAUGGAAGGCAAGGAUUUUUCGCAUCUCAAGCAAGGGGUUCAGGUAAAUUGGUUCUAGAAGAAGGUAGUAAGUCUAUUCAGGAGGAAGCUGAAGAUGUAGAAGAACAGCCACUAGUGAGGCAUCGUUCUAGGCCCAUUGCUUCUGUAAAUGUAGAAUCCCCAGAAGAGGUCCAUAGCCCUACAUCAAGUCCUGGUGGGAGUAAUCAUGGGAGUCAUGAACCUAAUGGAGAUGCCUUUCAGUCUGAUGAGGUAUUGGUUAUUUCAGCUGCCAUAUUUGGUGGGAUCCCUGAGGGAGGUUCCUAUAAUUUUACAUACCCACGUCCUCAUGUCAUGCAUUCUGAUAUAAACUCAAAUUUCUAUCCUCGAGUACCUCGACCACCAUCACCCUCCCUAACUGCACAGCGUUUGCUGAGGGAACAACAGGAUGAUGAGUAUCUUGCAGCGUUGCAAGCUGAUAGAGAAAAGGAGUUGAAAGCUGUAGAAGCUGCUGAACGUCGUCAGUUAGAAGAAGCUGCUGCCAGACAAGCCGCUGUUGAGGAAGAGAAACGUCGAGAGGAAGAAGCUCAUAGAAAGUUAGUUGAUGAAGAGGAAUUCGAAAGAAUAAUUGCAGCAAAACAAGCAUCCCUUCCCCAUGAACCUUCUUCUGAUGAUGAGAGUGCCGUCACACUUCUUAUUCGCAUGCCUGAUGGAAGUCGGUGUGGACGCCGUUUCCUGAAGUCUGAUAAGCUUCAGUCGCUGUUUGAUUAUAUAGAUGUUGGAAGACUUGUUAAACCUGGAACCUACAGAUUGGUCAGGCCAUAUCCUCGACGGGCAUUCACUGGUGAGGAAAGCACAUUAUCUUUCAGUGAACUGGGUUUGAACAGCAAGCAAGAAGCAUUGUUCUUAGAGUUGAUCUAGAAUAGGUCCAUUGGAUAGAAGAGGGAUGAAAUAACAUUUUGUUUGGCAGACGAUUCCAUGUUGCUUUAAAAUCAUUUGGCACUAUGUCAAAAUAUAUAUAUAUAUCCAAAACUAGCAAAAAUGGGUGGCCUUUGUCUUUGGUGGUGAAAGGGAUCAAUUGUCAUCUUAAUGAUGUCGAAAUUGAGGAGAUUCUUCAUCAGCACCAUGAUGGUGGUCAUUACGCUUCAUACUGUAAUACCUAGUAUGUACAUACAAAAUGGCAUUUUAUUGUUUGGAAUUGACAUUAUCGUUGUUUAGUUGAAAUCGUGUGGGGUGAAAUGUUUUAGUUA
Asparagus officinalis (garden asparagus) is the source of this 2340-nucleotide messenger RNA. Its product is annotated as plant UBX domain-containing protein 8. Gene Ontology annotation, molecular function: ubiquitin binding. The transcript has 11 exons. The record is from RefSeq and is a predicted model, not a curated record. The coding region runs from base 209 to 2011 and encodes 600 amino acids. NCBI's taxonomy places the organism in Eukaryota, Viridiplantae, Streptophyta, Magnoliopsida, Asparagales, Asparagaceae.